Spea bombifrons (plains spadefoot toad) is the source of this 1865-nucleotide messenger RNA. RefSeq names its product chondroitin sulfate N-acetylgalactosaminyltransferase 1 (gene CSGALNACT1). The coding region runs from base 82 to 1662 and encodes 526 amino acids. Gene Ontology annotation, molecular function: glucuronosyl-N-acetylgalactosaminyl-proteoglycan 4-beta-N-acetylgalactosaminyltransferase activity. NCBI's taxonomy places the organism in Eukaryota, Metazoa, Chordata, Amphibia, Anura, Pelobatidae. Gene Ontology annotation, cellular component: Golgi cisterna membrane. The transcript is spliced from 7 exons. The record is from RefSeq and is a predicted model, not a curated record.
UGUAAGGACGGUGUGUUUUCUUAUUUGGACAGGAUUCACUAGCAUCCCUAAAAAGCUGAACUUUGUCUGUUAAGGACGAGGAUGAUACGACGAGGGCUGUUGAGCUGGGUUUCUCGGGUGGGAAUCCUACUUGUGAGCCUUUGUUGCCUUGUGUGUCUUUUGUACAUGUUCUCUUGUGCUCCUAGAGCUGAAAACAAACAUCUUAUAGUGUCAAGAGUUAAUAGCCCAACAGGAAAAGAAGGGUACCAUGCUGUGCUGCAAGAAUGGGAAGAAGAGCACCUUAACUAUGUAACAAGCCUGAAAAAACAAAUUGCCCAACUAAAAGAUGAACUUCAAGAACAUAGUGAGCAACUAAAAAGUGUUCAGGGUCAUUCCAGUGACCCUCUGGGUGUUAGCUUUGACCAUGGAAGCCCAGAGAAGACACAAAAUGAUUUGAUAGACUUUCUGCGCUUGCAGAUCACAAAGGCUGAGGUGCUUAAUGGGGUGAAGAUUCCCAAUGAGUAUGCAGCAAUUCCAUUUGACAGUUUUACGCUUCAGAAAGUUUACCAACUGGAAACAGGACUGACACGGCACCCAGAAGAGAAGCCAGUAAGGAAAGACAAAAGAGAUGAGCUUUUAGAGGCGGUAGAAGUUGGUGUGGAAGCCCUUAAUAGCCCUGAUGAAAAAAGCAACUCCCACAGACGCGUAUAUUCAUCAUCUGAUUUUAUUGAAGGCAUUUAUAGAACAGAACAAGAGAAAGGCACAUUGUAUGAAUUAACUUUCAAAGGAGACAGAGACCAGGAAUUCAAACGUGUUGUUCUUUUCCGGCCAUUUGGACCAGUCAUGAAGGUCAAGAAUGAGAAGCUCAACAUGGCCAAUGUGAUUGUAAAUAUCAUUGUCCCCUUGGCAAAAAGAGCUGACAAGUUUCAGCAGUUCAUGCAUAACUUCAGAGAUGUGUGUAUUAACCAAGAUGGAAGAAUCCACCUCACUGUCGUAUACUUUGGAAAAAAACAGGCCCAAGAAGUUAAAGCCAUACUUGAAAAUACGUCUAAGACUGCAAACUUCAAGAACUUUACAUUUAUUCAGCUGAAUGAAGAAUUCUCCCGUGGAAAAGGAUUAGAUGUUGGAGCACGAGCCUGGAAAGGCAAUAAUGUCCUUCUGUUUUUUUGUGAUGUAGAUAUUUAUUUUAAUGUAGAAUUUCUUAACACUUGCAGAGUAAACACACAGCCAGGAAAGCGUGUCUUCUACCCUGUGCUUUUCAGUCAGUACAACCCAGCUAUAAUUUAUGGACAUCACAAUGCAAUUCCAUCCAUUGACCAGCAACUGGUUAUCAAAAAGGACACUGGAUUUUGGAGAGACUUUGGCUUUGGAAUGACUUGUCAGUAUCGUUCAGACUUCAUUAACAUUGGGGGAUUUGACAUAGAUAUCAAAGGAUGGGGAGGAGAAGAUGUUCAUCUAUACCGAAAGUACCUUCACAGCAACUUGAUUGUGAUCAGAACACCUGUCAAAGGUCUCUUUCACCUCUGGCAUGAAAAAAAAUGUAUGGAUGAAUUAACUCCAGAACAGUACAAGAUGUGCAUGCAGUCAAAAGCUAUGAAUGAGGCAUCACAUGGGCAGUUAGGCAUGUUGGUCUUCAGACAUGAAAUAGAAGCACAUCUUCGCAAACAAAAAACAAAGAGUUAGUCCAAAGAAGUCAUGAUAUUCAAACAAAAUGCCUAAUGUUCAAGAACAAUAUUAUCUCUCUGAACCAAUGGUGAUUGGCUUGACAGCAUUGUUAUGUUUUUAGGCUUCCAAAUGAUGGUACCCAAAUGCUUUUGACAUCAAAUCACCAAGAACAGAAAAUGUCAAGAUUGUCAUUAAAUAAAUAAAUAGUGGUUUUGAUGGUA